Messenger RNA from Pygocentrus nattereri (red-bellied piranha), 6902 nucleotides. It is a transcript of the gene hipk1a, whose product is annotated as homeodomain interacting protein kinase 1a. Gene Ontology annotation, biological process: peptidyl-serine phosphorylation; smoothened signaling pathway; intrinsic apoptotic signaling pathway in response to DNA damage by p53 class mediator. The transcript is spliced from 17 exons. The record is from RefSeq and is a predicted model, not a curated record. Bases 241 to 3708 code for a protein of 1155 amino acids. Gene Ontology annotation, molecular function: protein serine/threonine kinase activity; ATP binding; protein tyrosine kinase activity. Lineage: Eukaryota; Metazoa; Chordata; Actinopteri; Characiformes; Serrasalmidae. Gene Ontology annotation, cellular component: nucleus; cytoplasm; PML body.
UCGAGAGCUGCGCUUGUGGGCAGUCCGAGCUGCUGCGGCUGCGAGCCCCAACUUACAUGGUUCACUCUGUGAAAUAAUGGCGUGCUUUAGCUGGGAUCGUGCUCUCUCACUUCGGAGGGCGUCAUUUAAGUCAAGUCUAGAUGGAUAAUAUAUGAUCCAUUUCGCAAAAACGAUGAGGCCUAACAGAGGAAAGGCUAAGGAACUGACAAGUCGGACUUGAGGAAUAGAGCACAAGCAGGAAUGGCCUCCCAACUCCAGGCAUUCUCCUCCCCUUCGAUCUCCUCCAGUGGCAUCUCCCGUUCCAAGAAGCUCAAGCUGGAGAGCAAUGCAUGGGACGUAAGCAGCCAAUCAAGUGAGAGUGGCUACUACCCACAGAGCCCUGGCCAAACCAAUGGAUCCUCACCCUCAGCUUCAGGGUUCAACUCGGGCUACGGCUCCUCUAGCCUGGUCUUUCCGCCCUCGGGGGGCUCCCGGGAUCAGACAGUGGUCCGUGCUGCAGACAGCACUGGAAGCGCCCCGGGACCUUCGUCUUCCUCCUCUUCCUCAUCCUCUUCCAGCCGGCGGGCGAAAGAUGGGGCCUCAGCCUCACGAUCCAGCGACGGCUAUCAGAAGCACAGCAGCAGCCUGAAGAGGAAGAGCGAGGAGGUUGACAGCAGCGACAGCGUCCAGAUCCUGGAAGAGCUCUCGGCUCCAGUUCUGUCUAACAGAGUGGCCGGAGGCGCCGGCACCACCACAGCACAGUCCAUUGCCCACUCCACCUCCACAACCAAGAGCAGCAACUCGCACAGCGAGGGAGACUACCAGCUGGUGCAGCAUGAAAUCCUCUGCUCUGUCUCCAACAGCUAUGAGGUGCUGGAGUUUCUCGGGCGUGGCACCUUUGGCCAAGUGGCCAAAUGCUGGAAGCGUGGCACUAACGAAAUAGUGGCCAUCAAGAUCCUCAAAAAUCACCCCUCCUAUGCGCGACAAGGGCAAAUCGAGGUGAGCAUCUUGAGCCGCCUGAGCACGGAGAAUGCUGACGAGUUUAACUUUGUGCGCUCUUAUGAGUGCUUCCAGCACAAGAACCACACGUGCCUGGUGUUUGAGAUGCUGGAGCAGAACCUGUACGACUUCCUGAAGCACAGCAAGUUCAGUCCACUGAUGCUGAAGUGCAUCCGCCCCGUGCUGCAGCAGGUGGCCACGGCACUCAUGAAGCUGAAGAGCCUGGGCCUGAUCCACGCUGACCUCAAGCCCGAGAACAUCAUGCUGGUGGACCCCAUCAGGCAGCCCUAUAGAGUCAAAGUCAUCGAUUUCGGCUCAGCCAGCCACGUUUCCAAAGCUGUGUGUUCUACUUACCUGCAGUCCAGAUACUACAGAGCUCCUGAGAUCAUCCUGGGUCUGCCGUUCUGUGAGGCUAUUGAUAUGUGGUCUCUGGGCUGUGUUAUUGCUGAACUGUUCCUGGGUUGGCCACUGUAUCCUGGAGCCUCAGAAUAUGAUCAGAUCCGAUACAUCUCCCAGACGCAGGGUCUUCCAGCAGAGUAUCUCCUGAGUGCAGGCACCAAAACCAGUCGCUUCUUCCACAGAGGCCCAGACGCCAGCUACCCACUAUGGAGACUCAAGACGCCUGCAGAGCAUGAAGCAGAGCUUGGCAUAAAGUCCAAAGAGGCUCGGAAAUACAUCUUCAACUGUCUUGAUGACAUGAUGCAGGUUGUGAAUAUGACUAAUCUGGAAGGUACAGACAUUUUGGCAGAGAAGGCUGACAGACGGGAGUUCAUCGACUUGCUGAAGAAGAUGCUCACACUAGAUGCAGACAAAAGGAUCACGCCAAUGAAGACCCUUAACCACCCGUUCGUGACGAUGACCCACCUUCUGCACUUUCCUCAUAGUGCACAUGUGAAGUCCUGCUUCCAGAACAUGGAGAUUUGCAAGCGCAGGUGCACCGCCUUCGACAAUAACAAGAGCCUUUUUAGCAGUAACAAUGGACCGAGUGCAGCCGCUAACCUCACUGUGACCUUCAGCAGUCAGCUCAGUCAACACAGUCAGCAGAUGGCGCCAUCUGGUGGUCAGUCUCUGUCUCUGAGCAGUAAUGUUCCUCUACUCAACUACCAACCGGGUCUGUACCAGCAGGCCACCAUCAACAUCCCAGGCCUUACACAGCAGAGUGUCCCGCUGCAGGCCCGUCCCACACAGCUCUGCCCCCAAACAGAACCAUUCCAGCAGACCCUCAUUGUCUGCCCCCCGACUAUACAAGCAGGGCUUCAGCCGUCCAAUAAACACUCGGCUUAUCCAGUGAGGAUGGACAAUUCUGUCCCUAUGGUCCCUCAAAACCAGUCCACCCAGUCCCUGCACAUCCAGCCGGGCAUGCUGACACAGGGCUCCUGCACGCCACUGAUGGUCGCUGCCCUGCACCCCCCCAUGGCAGGAGUGGCCCCGCUGUACCCGGUGCCCCUGGCACUGGGCUGCUCAUCCGGGAGAGGCGGGCAUCUGGAGCAGAGCAGCGCAGCCAUGCUGCAGGGCUGGCCUGCGGGCACACAGCAGAUCCUCAUCCCAUCUACAUGGCAGCAGAUGCCAGGCAUGGCUAUCCACGGCACCGGCCAGCCUGUUCUCACUGACUCUCCUAUGGGCUCUCUGCUGGCCGACAGCUCAGGCCAGUCAAGCACUAACUGGAGGGGAAGACAUGGCAGCCAGUGUGAGGUCACACAACAAGAUUCUGCACAAGGUUGCCACGUUACUGCACAUCCUCUCAACAUGGGCGCAGCCAGCAGCCGAGCACAGCAAAGCGGGGUCAAGAGGCCAAAAGGCCGUCAUGCAGAGAACAGAACCAGGCCCAUCUCCUCCGGGGUGCAGAACAGCGGUGAUCCGUCUCAACCCAUCGUCAUUUCAGACACACCCAGCCCGGCUGUGAGCAUCAUCACAAUCCCGAGCGACACAGAGGAUGAAGACGACACCAAGGUCCCACCCACCAGUUGCAGUGUGAACCAGCGGGCGAAUGUAAUCAGCUGUGUGACGGUCCACGACUCGCAGGACUCAGACUCGUCCACCUGUAGCCCCCUCAGUCCCAAGCGCCUGCCCAACUUUGUCGAAAGCAGCAGUCACCUGUCCAAGUCACUCGCUGUGGUCUUGCCCUCGGUGAAGGCUCAGCCAUGGGAGGGGGCACCACCAGAGCAAAGCUCUGCUGCCUGUGGGAAAUCUAAGAAGAGUUCAGCUCUGCAGUCCAGUAAAUCAGCAGUGUCCAACAGUGAGAGGCAUCAGAGAGCACUAUCCUCAAAGUCUCAACCUCUCAACCUGAGCCAGGUGCAACAGUCCAUGAUGUCAUCGUCCCAUGACAAGUCAGGGGGUGGCUCCCUGCGGCGUCAACCCACCUACCCCCCAUCAGGCCCCUCUCACUCAUAUAGGCUGCACGAGACCUCUCUCUUUAGCUCCGCCCCCAAUUUGUACGCUUACCCUGCCUCUGCUGCGCUGGCCUCCGUCUCGCAGGCUGUGGACCAGCUGCACAACUCAGCCGCCUCGUCCUCCUCCUCGUCCUCCUCCUCCAGUCGUCAUGCUCGUGCCACUGGCCCCUACUCCACCUCUCUCAGCCUGCUGCAGAAGAGCAAUGCCAUGGGCCUGAUGGGCCAGGCAUCCGGUCAUUAUCAGCAGCCACCUCAGCAGCAGCUCCCUGGCCAGCCGUACCAGCGGCCAGCAGCUUACCCACUCAGCCAGCGGAAACUCAACCAGUACCCUUACCUCUGAAGCCCACUCACUGAGAGAGAGGUAUGAGGUCCACAUACUGGUGGAAGAGAGGAGAUUUGGACAUGGAAAAUAUACUUGAUUAUGGAACCUGAUUAUUAUAGGUUUUUUUAGCAUACUUUUAACAAUGUAUUUGUUUUUAAAUGAUGACAUUUAAUUUAAGAUCAUUGGUUCCCAACAGUGUCCUGGAGCACCCCAGCCUUGCACAUUUAGUGUAUUACAAUAGUAAUGAUAAUAAAAAUAAUGUUUAGAAUUUAAUUCAGUUAUAGAACUGAAAGUGUUUCUUGCUCUAACACACCUGAUCCAACCAAUAAGCUAAUUAAUAAGGAUGGACGAAUAAACACCAUUAUUAUUAAACACCAUCGAUUUUAGGCAUGUAGUUCAGAAUUUACUACAGUCACACUUACACAAAAUGUGGCUAUUUCUGCAGUUCUUUGUGCUCUUUUCUGUUAAUAAUGCAGUUUCUGACGCGUCAGUCGCACUUUAUCGUUACUUUGAUUAAACAAAUCAGUAAUAAGCACUUACCAUUUCAGAUUCUGUCCUAAUGAGCUGACAUACUUGUUUGAAAAAAAGGAAAAGACGCCUCAAGCAUAUUUUAAGCCGUGAACACAGUAAUACUUUAUGUAGUGAAAUCACAGUGGCGCACAGAAAGCUCCAGUUCUACAUGCUGAACUUGAUCACAUGAUUUUACUGUUGUCAACGGGGACGUGCACGUGUCGUUACUCCUCUGGUGGUAGAUUUAAACGAGUGGCUUUCAUUUUGGGGGCCUCGUGCUGGGUCCAUCAGGUUCAUGUGGUCAAAAAGAAAUAAAUUGUUUAUUAUAUAAAUACUGUUUCUGGUGUGCAAAGAGGUAAUGUUGCAUCUCAUAUCAAGCAAAACCACAAGAUCUAAACAGAGCUAGAUGUUAAAAAAAUGGGGGAAAAAAGAUGUCAAAUUGUGUGAUGUAGGAUUGUCAGAUCAGAAUUUAAUCAGAUUGCAUUAGCAGCUGUUUGAAAUGAUGCGGUGAGACUUCAUGCCAGUUCAAAGACGUACGAGUUGGUCUUCACCCUCUCAGCUUAGUGGUAUAAAGUCAUAAGGGGUGAUCUGGCUAGCAAGAUGGAACAUCUGAACAGCAAAAAUGGUCAAAGUGCCCAGCCCUACUAGUUGACGUGGGUAUUUUAGAGCAGUGAAAACACUGAUGUGCUGGGCGAGGGUACUGCUGACCCCAAGCUAUGUCGCAAGACAUGAUCUUGUAAUGAUAAUACACCUCUGGGGUCAACUUGUUUAACUGUUGUAAUGAAAUCUGCCUCAGACGCGGGUACCUACCCUCUAAAACCCUAAAAAAUAUUUCUGGGAAUACAGAAACAUUUCUGAGGGAGGGGGACCCAUUACCCACCUUUAGCAGGUAACAGAAAUUCUAGUCUGCUAUUCUGCCCAUUUCACUAAAUUUCAGCUAUUAUUUUGUAAAUGAAUGUUUCGGGUUUGUUUAGCCAGCUGGAAGGUUUUUCUGCUGUUGCUGCUCUGAGGGCGAAGUGACAUGAGACUUAUGGCUGACGGGAACUGCAACACUGUGCAUCCCAUUGACUUGAAUAGACACGCACUAUGUUGGUUUACCUUAUAUACCAUCUUUGCCUAAAUUCCUGUAGUCCGUUUGGGGUACAGUCAAUAGCUGAAGCAAGGCAAGCUAAUUACAGAACCACUGUCCUUGGCUGAUGGAAGAACUAACAACAGUGUUUAUUAUGUUAGAAGUUUACCGCAGGUAAUGUGUCCUCCAGCAAUGACAAGCAUCAUUUGUUCCCCUAAUAAAUCUACACUCCCACCCGCAUUUAGCCCAAAAUUGCUCAAAGUUGUCCCCAGACAUUCUUGUUACAAGACUAGGUCCACGGUUGGGAAACUUUAACUCUUCUAAGUUCUAAAUCUUUGUUGAGUCUAACGUGCAGUUGAUGUGUGUCGAACAUCUGGCUGUUUACAUUUGUCGUUCUCUACAUUUUAUGGAAGGUGUGACUGUAUAAACAGUAAUAAUUAUUGUUGUUUUGCGCUCUUAGUGGCAGUAGGUGUUCAAAACACACACUCGCAUCUAAUAUCCUCACACUGUUGUUGAACACCUGUAGGAUAUGGGUUUUAUUUAACAAAAGAAUUGCGCUUUCUUUUAACUGCCUUCGUCUGUGUAUUCGUUGUUUUCUAUGGCUUUUAUUUUCAAGUGCCCUUGGCUAUAUUAGCUCUCACGUUUUAAUGUAUAUUCUGUGUAUUUCAUUAACUUAUGUUGCUUUUCUAGUGCCAGACUUAAAGUCUAGCUUUGUUAAUGGAUAUUAUUGUGCAGACAAUUGCAUGUUGUUUAUGUAGAGUCAUAGGCGCUACAUAGUAAAAUGUUUUAGGCUGUGUCAGCAAAAAUGAGUAAAUAAGAGAGAAAAUGCGUUGAAAACAUAAAUAUGAGAAAAGCAUCUGAUAACAUGGAGGCUGAUGUUGUGUAGAGUGAUGGAAUAUGUGAACUCGUUCAGUGUGUGCAGUGGAAGUAGCACACAUUGUCAAUAAUACAGUAGCUCGUUUAGAUAGCACUUAAAAAGAAUGGUUACCGUGGAUGUUUACGCUAAAACGAACCUGUGCCUAGUAUGAUGUCAACCACCGUAUGUGUGCUGUGCUGAAUUAGAUUUUUUUGUUGUUGUUUUUGUUCUGCCUGGGAUGCAGAUGUAGGCCAGCUGUUCAUAAAGCCUUGUAGGAGUUUAUAUCUGAUCUAAGUAGCACUUUCCCGAAGAGCAGCAUUUGUGCGGCUAUGUUAGCCUUUCAUGAUAACUGACAAAUCUUUAUAAAGGCUUAUUCCAGCAAGCACCAGUACUAAGACAGGCCAUUUUUAAUGGUGUUUCAACAGGCCAACAAGCCCAUGUUGGAAUAACUCUAGAUACACAUCUAUAGAGGUUUAUGUCACUUGUUAAGAGAGCCUUAUGUAGGUGUUGUAAAGCCUUACGAAAGCUGCCCGUCAGUAAGUGCUACCCUGAUCUCAGAUCAGUGCUUCUGCUCUUUGCAGCCUUUCUGGACGCAGGCCCAGCUACAUGUUGGUCUUUUUUUGUUUGUUUUCAGAUGAAUUCAGAUCGGUGCAAUUAUGGCUGUUUCUACUAUUCUAUCACAAUGUGAAAGUGGAGUAUAAAAGUAGAUCAAAUUACAGUAACUCUCCAUAAAUAUACAUAUUGUAUAUGCACAAUAAAAGUUUUCAGUGUACAUUG